UUCAAUCAUAAUUACAAACAAAAAUCUACAAUUCAAGUCAGAGACCAUCUCAAUUCUAUUUCUAAUUAUUAAAUUUAUAAACUGAAAACAAAUAACCUGAUUUUAAAGAGGUGUAGAAUUUCAAUAAGCAAGUCAAUCCAACAGCAACUUUAAUAUGAGUUUAUUUGGAGAAAUCGUGGAGCCAGGAACGAGAGUUGCUUGGGAAGACUGGGACGACGUGUCUCAAGGAACCGAAAAUACCGAACUCAAAUGGACAAAUAUAUUGGAAGUUUCUGAUACAGUUGACCUCUUAUUGAUACUUGAUGGUAAACAAUUAUCAGAUACAGUAAAGCUGCAGGAACAAGAUUCUAUAGAAUUAAUAAAUACAGUAAAGGAAGCCAGCUUAAGUCUUUACAAAAUAAAAUUAAGAAAUGCUUACAUUUGCAUUUUGAAGGAUUACAACUUACUCUUGAGUAGUGCGAUAGUGGAGCUACUUCGCGAAUUUAUAGAAAAGAGUAAAGAUAUAAUAGUAUUUUUAAAUAAGCCUCUGGCGGAAUAUCAAACCAGUAACCUAACUUAUCAUCAGCCUUGUGUUGUCAGGUGUUUGAAAACAACAAAAAACUUAACAAACUCUCAUGGUCUUAAUUUUCCAAAAUUAGAACAGCCCAAUAUAAUUUCUGGGGUUGCAGCAGGAGUUAUGACUUUAAGGGAACACUAUAAUUUAGCAGCAAUGGCAGUGGUAAUCUUUAUGGAAUAUUUAGAAAACUCCAAAUUGGAGGAAGUAUACAGCCUAUUACAAAAUCUGGACAUUUCUGUUUCAACUAAUCAAAUGCCAAACAGUGUAGCUAACUCAAACCUCUAUAUAUAGUGUAGAGUUAAUCAAAGUUUUCAAAAUGUGUAAUGCUAUUUUGAUGGAAUAAAAAAAUAAUGUAAAA
This is a messenger RNA of Pieris rapae (cabbage white), 914 nucleotides long. RefSeq lists its product as uncharacterized. Gene Ontology annotation, biological process: proteasome core complex assembly. Gene Ontology annotation, molecular function: proteasome binding. The transcript is spliced from 4 exons. NCBI's taxonomy places the organism in Eukaryota, Metazoa, Arthropoda, Insecta, Lepidoptera, Pieridae. Gene Ontology annotation, cellular component: endoplasmic reticulum. The record is from RefSeq and is a predicted model, not a curated record. Bases 155 to 847 code for a protein of 230 amino acids.